GUACACCAACACCAACACCACACCCUGCUAAUAUUUAUCAAUCAAAAUGCAGACAGCUUUGUUCAUUGCACCUCCUGUGCUCCCUUUGAAUCCCUGUAAGAACUUAUUCCAGCUGCAGACCUUUACACCCCCGAAGGCAGGUGCUUCUCUUGCUUCCCGUUCCUCUGCAAUCAAAGCAACUACUGCAAUCGCUGACACCACCACUAUUGAUUGCAGUUCUGUGAUCUCUGUGUUUCCAGUAGAGGCUUGUGAGAUAAUUGGUGGAGAUGCCUGUUUGGCUGAUAUGUUUCCAGAAGUACGGCUACAGGUUGAGAAGGCAAGAAAUGAAGCAGCUCAAAUUACUUCAGAUGACAUUGAGAGAGAGUAUCUUGUGUACAACGAUGCAAAGACGGUUUUCUGCGCUGAGGCGUGUGAUGAUCUCGGGGGAGAAUUCUGCGGGGCUGAAUAUCAGAGGGGAGUCUUUUAG
Messenger RNA from Populus euphratica (Euphrates poplar), 466 nucleotides. RefSeq names its product light-regulated protein-like. The record is from RefSeq and is a predicted model, not a curated record. The transcript has 3 exons. The coding region runs from base 47 to 466 and encodes 139 amino acids. Gene Ontology annotation, cellular component: chloroplast. NCBI's taxonomy places the organism in Eukaryota, Viridiplantae, Streptophyta, Magnoliopsida, Malpighiales, Salicaceae.